Messenger RNA from Ostertagia ostertagi, 2058 nucleotides. Lineage: Eukaryota; Metazoa; Nematoda; Chromadorea; Rhabditida; Trichostrongylidae. The record is from the annotation of a GenBank genome assembly.
AUGUUGGGUCGCUCCAGUAUAGUAGGAAGACGAGCCCUAAGUGUCACUACCUCGUUGAGGAACAAAGAAGUGUUCAUUAUUGGAGCUGCCCGUACACCAAUUGGGUCUUUCCGGUCGCAGACUCACAAGUUGUCUUACCAUCGUCACUACCCGUCAAUAAAGUCUGCUCGUACAGAGUCUCAAGUCCAUCCAUGGUUGCUGCGCAGCCCAAAUGAGACGGCCAGCAAACGUGAGAGGAUGGAAUAUGAAAGAAUGGUCUCACAAGACGCUUACGAUUUAUGUCCAUAUGGGAAACUGUGGAAGAGAAAAAACUGCGCGAAAGAAUUAGAAAUCUCUUUAGAGAUUGCGCAGGAGGCUCAGUAUGCCAUUGGAAGUUACAAGAAAUCUGCAGCGCCUGCUUCAUUUCAACAGGGCGGAAUCAUGUCAGCUGAGGUAGUGCCUGUAACUGUGAAGAGUCGCAAAGGAGAUGUCAUUGUAGACUCAGAUGAAGAGUAUAAAAAGGUCGAUUUUGAUAAGCUGAAGAAGCUAAAAACUGUCUUCAAGAAAGAUGGAACAGUUACUGCUGGCAAUGCAUCUACCUUGAAUGACGGUGCCGCUGCAGUGCUUUUGGCAAGUUCCGAGGCAGUCAAGGAGCACGGAUGCAAACCUCAAGCCAAGAUAGUUGCGUUUGCUGACGCAGCGACGAAUCCACUCGACUUUGCCCUUGCACCUCCUAUGGUUGUGAUCAAGUUGCUUCAAAGCAGUGGUUUGAAGAUGACCGAAAUCGAUCAUUGGGAAGUGAACGAAGCGUUUUCUGUUGUGCCUUUGGCAUUCAUCAAACAAGUAGGGUGUGACGAGGAGAAGGUGAACCCGCAUGGAGGAGCAGUUUCAAUCGGUCAUCCCAUCGGAAUGUCCGGCGCUCGCCUUAUCACACAUCUCGUGCAUGUGUUGAAACCAGAGAAGCUUGAUUUGGUCGUUAUGUCGGACGAUACGGUAGUGAUACUCGCAGGAGUUCGAACUCCUAUUGCGUCGUUUCGCGGUUCUUUCGCCUCGCUUAGUGCGGUUGAGCUCGCUGCCACAGCAGGUCGAACCGCAGUAGAAAGAUCAGGUCUCACUCCGAAUGAUAUCGAAGAAACCUUCGUUGGGUCUGUUCUAACGGCUAACUGUGGACAGAAUGUCGCUCGACAAGUUGCUAUUGCUAUCGGAAUUCCCAAAACCUCUCAAGCAGUGACUAUCAACAAAGUCUGCUCGUCGUCUAUGAAAGCUUUAGCACUAGGCGUCCUGUCGAUUAAGAGUGGAUAUCGCAAGAAAGUACUCGUUGCCGGUUGUGAAAAUAUGAGCCAGGUUCCCUUCUAUUUACCACGAGGAGAAAUACCAUAUGGAGGAAUCAACAUUGUGGUAGUUCAGGAUGGUAUUGCAAAGGAUGGGUUACAAGAUUCCAUGCUGCAUUCUCCUAUGGGUCUUUGUGCGGAGAAGUCAGUGAAGAAGGGACUUUUUGCCGAGGAGGUGAUUCCUGUUUCGGUCAAGCCACCACGAGGAGCCACCUUUGUGGUGUCUGAAGAUGAAGAAUACAAGAAGCUAAUGGAGUCUAAGGUGCCGACUCUUAAACCAGUUUUCGUGAGCGAUGGCACAGGAACUAUCACAGCGGCUAAUGCUUCCUCUCUGAACGAUGGUGGAGUGGCCGCGGUGGUUGUUCGUGGUGACCAAAUCCCUGAAGGUGCUUCCCCUCUUGCGGUGGUAGUUUCCUUUGCGGAAGCUGGAGGAGAGCCCGUUGAUUUCACUAUCGCACCUGUGUUAGCUCUUCUGGAACAGACAAAUCUUUCUACCAACGACAUUGCGUUGUGGGAGGUCAAUGAAGCCUUCUCAGCAACAGUUCUGGCAUUCAUGAAGGAGCUCAAUUUGGAUCCAGCAUACGUGAACGUGAAAGGCGGUGCCGUUGCUUUGGGACAUCCAUUAGGGAUGUCUGGGCUGCGGAUCGUGCUGUCAUUGGCGUACUCGCUCUCAUCUGGAGAUUUGGGUAUUGCUGCCAUAUGUAACGGAGGAGGCGAAGCUAUGGCAAUGUUGAUAAGGAAGCUGUGA